Sphaeramia orbicularis (orbiculate cardinalfish) is the source of this 3087-nucleotide messenger RNA. Its product is annotated as targeting protein for Xklp2-A. NCBI's taxonomy places the organism in Eukaryota, Metazoa, Chordata, Actinopteri, Kurtiformes, Apogonidae. Gene Ontology annotation, cellular component: spindle; microtubule. Gene Ontology annotation, biological process: regulation of mitotic spindle organization; activation of protein kinase activity. The record is from RefSeq and is a predicted model, not a curated record. The coding region runs from base 176 to 2296 and encodes 706 amino acids. The transcript has 17 exons.
GAGCCUGUGAACGCGGCGGUAGCUAUUGGCUGGUUCAAAACAGACCGUUAUAAGCUUUGAGGUUAAAAAACGGAGGGAAUUUGAAAUCACAACAACGUAUCUGCUGUGGCGUCAACAACAAACUCAGCUGUGUUGCGCUGGAAGUAGAGGAGUUUGGGAGUUGUCGCAGGUGAUAAUGGCCGAAAGCGACUCCAGCGAUUGUUCUGACCGCUACGAAUUCGACGCCCCGUCCCAUGUAGUGGACUUACAGGAGCUACAGAAUGCUGAGAAUGAGGACCACUGGUUUGAACAACAGACUGGUGGAGCAGACAGUCACCUCUUCACACCCCAGAUGCUCAGCCAAAAAUUUAUGAGAAACAAGAAAGUUGACCUCUCCACAGCUGUCUUAAGCCCCCAAGUCGAGACUAACGUGGACUCAGCUCCCUCCACACCAACCCCUCCAAACAUAGUCACAUCGUGGGGCCCUGGAGUUCCUGCUCAGGCAUCGCGGCCAAGAAGGACCACUGCACAACCACGCAGGGUAUCAAAACGUAAGGAGUCAGCACCUGUUGCAGUUGCACCACCGGUCAAGAAGCAUAAGCAGGGUCCAGCUGCCCACCCAGCUAGACGAUCCAGUACAGCCUCCCAAAAACAGCUGACUUCCAGAAAUGCCCCCAGGACCUGUGCAACAGUAGCUUCCACUAAUGCUAACACUGAGAUGAGUAGCUCUGAAGCACAGGAGCUGGAGAGGAUCAGGAACCUUCAGAAGGAAGUGGCCCUGCAGCGUAAGAGGAAUGAGGCCAGUUAUAAAGCUGCUCUAGCUGGAAAUCCACCACCGAAGAAGAUGGCCCUGUCCACCACUGUUCCCAAAGAGUUCCACUUCAGCACAGAUACUCGUAUGAAGACAACCUCUACAUCCAGUAGUGACCACAAGGAAGUAGACUUCAUUGCUCAGCUUCGCAAACCUGCUUCCCCAGCAAAAGCUUUGAGAGGAGCUACUGUGCCCAAACCCUUCAGCUUGUCGACAGGCAACAAGAAAAAUGUGGAGGAGCCAGCUGCCUAUGUCCCCAUGGCUGAGCAGAUUCAGCAGUUCUACAGACGAACCCCUGAACGCUACCAUUUGCGUAGUCGCCAGAGUCAAGAAAGAGGGCCCUCCCCAGUGAAGGGUGACCAUCUGAAACUCACCCAACCUCAUACCCCUCAGCUGAUGACCCGCCAACGGAACCGGCCCCCCACUGUCAAGAGCAGUGCUGAGCUGGAGGCUGAAGAGCUAGACAAACUGAAUAAGUUUAAGUUUAAGGCUCUGGAGCUUAACAGAAAGAUUUUGGAGAGCACUGCGUGUCUGAAAAAGCCAGCAGUGAAGGAGCCUACUGUACCUGAAGGCUUCGAGCUGCAGAUUGAGAAACGGCUUCAGGGGAGACUUGCCACCAAAAAGCCCCAGGAGGUUGAGGAGAAGCCACACACGUUCAAGUCUCAACCAGUGCCCAAAAAGAUCCUCGAGGGAGUUACGGGUUUGCCUGAGAAGAAAAUUGUGCAUCCAACGGUACCUGAGUCUCCAGCCUUUGCUCUCAAAAAGAGGAUUCGACUAGAACAUAAGCCUGAGGAAGUGAAGCCACCAUCAGUGGUCAGGGCUCCUCCUGUGCCUCACUUUGGCCUCCCGUUCCAGCCCCAGCUCCCAGAGAAACACCACAUAGACACGUGUCCCUUCUCCUUUGAAGAGAGGGAUAGAGAGAGCCGAGUGAUGAAAGAGAAGAGGCUGGAGGAGCAGAGGAAUGAAGAGGUGCCGAAGUUCAAGGCUCAGCCACUGCCAGACUUCACUUCUGUGGUCCUCCCUGAUAAGAAGAAACUGGAGCCCACCAAGCCUGACCCUUUCAGAUUGCUCAUUGACCAGCGGGGAGCUGUGAAGAGCCGUCGCUGGGGACAAAUGAUCCAACAAGAGAAGAAACAGCAGGAGGAAGCAACAGCUUUUAAAGCCAGACCCAACACUGUCACACACAAAGAGCCUUUCCAGCCCAAAAAGGAGGCCCGCACUGCAACUGCUGUACAGCCAUUUGAGCUGUCAACAGAGCACAGGGCCCAUGAGCGGCAGGAGUAUGAACGACUGGCCAAUGAAAAGGAGGCCCUCAGAGCGCUUAUGGAGGAGGAGCGGCGGAAGGAAGAGGAGCAGCAGGCCAAAGAGGAGAUCAUCAGACUGCGCCAGGAACAGGUCCACAAGGCUCAACCCAUCAGACACUAUAAAACAAUCAAACUGAAGAAGAGUGAAGUCCCUCUCACUGUCCCACAGUCUCCCAACUUCUCAGAUCGCUUCCGCUUGUGAUAGGAUUCUCACCAUUUUAUAAUGUAAUCUGUUAAUCUUAAUUUCAUUGUUUUUGAACUUUUAGUAAAUCUGUUACAUCAGUUCAACAAGUGACGCUGAAGCUCAGUAUGUGUCUGAUCUCACAGUAGACUUGGUCCACAAGGACAUCUAAACCCAAUGGUCAUGGUCAAAUUUUAUUUAUACAGCGUCAAUCAUAACAAAAGUUGUCAUGACACUUUACAUUUAGAGCUGCUGUAGACCAGACUCAUAAUAAGACAAUUCUGACACCCAACAGAAUCCUUGACCCAUCUACAACUCCAAAGAACAAACUGUUGGUACAGUGUAGAAAAUGGAAAUUACAAAUGAAAGCAGUGAUGAUAAAAUGUACUUUGCUUCUGUGUUUUGCUGUCAACAUUCAUAAACAUAUUUUAUGUUUUAUCUGGCUGCCUUCAUCUCAUCUCCAUUCAUUCCUCACAUUCAGACUGAACCACAUUCAAGGAAAAAGUUGGAAUGGAAGCAAUUUAGGACUAAUAAAUUAAAAUAAUGUGGUUUGAAACAUGGAAUUACAAUUUGGACUAAAAGCAGCUUCUGGGAUAGGUAAAAUUUUAAAAUCCAUGUUCCUCAAAGAUGAGAGGGGAUUUCCAUAUUUCAGCUUUUGUGGUGCAGAGCAGAAUGAAAGUUUUCAAGGAAUAGAAAUGUAUUUUGGUGUGUAAAGGUUCCAAUCCAAGUUGAACACUGAUCCCUUAGACACAAAGAACCAUCAUUCAUGUAGAGCUGAUAGUUUUAGGGAUCAUGAUUACUGUAGAGAACCU